CAAUCAAAGCAGCCAUGUCAAGUGGCAAAAAAGCUAUGUGAACUAAUUGCAGUGAAGAAGGGGCCGUUAUUUCAAGAUAUACACUGUUUAAGUCAGCGGAUUUGUUUAUAAAUGACAGUCGGCAUUGCACAUUAUUUAGGCGCUGUUGAAGGUGGUCAGCAUUAUGUUUCUUAUAUGCGGGUAACAACAUUACUGGGACAGUUUGAAAUCGAUGUCCUAUAAACGGAAUACUCAAACUGAACCUUCUUCGCGUUUUAUGUGAGCCAAUAGUUUGUGCUGGAGAAAACGAGCCAAUGAUGUCAGGAAAGCAUUACAAGGGUCAAGAAGUCAGCUGCUGCAUUAAAUAUUUCAUAUUUGGAUUUAACAUAAUAUUUUGGUUGCUUGGAGUUGCUUUCCUUGGAAUCGGACUGUGGGCAUGGAAUGAGAAGGGAGUUCUCUCGAAUAUCUCCUCCAUCACAGAUCUGGGUGGAUUUGACCCAGUGUGGUUGUUUUUGGUGGUGGGAGGGGUGAUGUUCAUCCUGGGUUUUGCAGGCUGUAUCGGGGCCCUGAGGGAAAACACUCUCCUGCUCAAGUUUUUUUCUGUGUUUCUGGGGAUAAUCUUCUUCCUGGAGCUGACUGCCGGCAUCCUGGCCUUUGUCUUUAAAGACUGGAUAAAAGAUCAGCUAAACUUUUUCAUCAACAACAACAUACGAGCCUACAGAGAUGACAUUGAUUUGCAGAACCUGAUCGACUUCACUCAGGAAUAUUGGGAAUGCUGUGGGGCGUUUGGAGCAGAUGACUGGAACCUGAACAUCUACUUCAAUUGCACAGACAGCAACCCCAGCCGAGAAAAAUGUGGCGUGCCCUUCUCUUGUUGCACCAAAGACCCAGCGGAGGAUGUUAUCAACACACAGUGUGGGUAUGACGUCCGGGCAAAAUCAGAUGCAGAACAGAAAACAUACAUUCAUGUGAAAGGCUGUGUGCCGCAGUUUGAGAAAUGGCUACAGGACAACCUGACGAUAGUGGCCGGGAUCUUCAUUGGAAUCGCGCUGCUGCAGAUAUUUGGAAUAUGCCUUGCACAAAAUUUAGUCAGCGAUAUUGAAGCUGUGAGAGCCAGCUGGGUGCCGCCCCUCUCUUACGUCGCCCGCCGCCCUCCGCCCCACUACAGCAAGAAAGCCUCGGCGUACUCCUGAGGGAGGCGUUCGUCUGGUGGUUUGUUCACAGGAAGUGGCAGCUAGUCGUUCAGACGCUCACAGCAACAUCUCAUCUCAUCUACGAUGAUGCGUUUACUGGCGUGAGGGCGGGGCAACCUGUCACUCACCUGAGAUCCACCAAUAGCAAACCACAACCAUCUAAUCAAUUCCCCCAUGGACAAAAUCAAGUCCCACCUACUUUUAUUUUCUUGUUUCAGAAGCUGUAUCAAUAUGGGACAAACAAUUACAUGUCAAUAUGGAAAAAAAAUGCUAUCGCAACUUCUGUUUCAUGCUGACUUUAAUACCAACCUAACUAGAACGAUUUCUUUCGAUAGAAAACAUAAUUGUGAUCUAGUCGCAUUGUCCAAACCUGUCUUACUUUUUCUUUGUAAACAGGGCUACGCCAGCUUGAUGAAGCUAGCGAAUGAUGAACACAAGUGCACUGGGUCGUGUGUGUGUGUGCGUGUGUGAACCAUAACAUUUUACCAUCAGUAAAUCGUGCUGUUUUUUAUGCGUAAUACAUGUAAGAAAAUGUUUAGUAGCACUUUAUUUUACAGUCCUGUUCCUCAUGUACAUACUAUGUACUUAUUAUCGUUAUUACAAUAACUAACCCUGAACCUAACCGUAAGCCAUGUAGUUACCUUAUAUUCCCCAGUGCUUUCGUUGGCAAGUACACUGUAAGUACACAUAAGUGAACGUACUGUAAAAUAAAGUGCAACCAAAUGUUUGUCCACAGAAAAUAUUCUAUCAUUUGCCUAAUGGUUAAAA
Pimephales promelas (fathead minnow) is the source of this 1940-nucleotide messenger RNA. RefSeq names its product tetraspanin 5a (gene tspan5a). NCBI's taxonomy places the organism in Eukaryota, Metazoa, Chordata, Actinopteri, Cypriniformes, Leuciscidae. Gene Ontology annotation, cellular component: plasma membrane. The record is from RefSeq and is a predicted model, not a curated record.